Messenger RNA from Aspergillus lentulus, 561 nucleotides. Its product is annotated as GNAT family N-acetyltransferase. Gene Ontology annotation, molecular function: acyltransferase activity, transferring groups other than amino-acyl groups. The record is from RefSeq and is a predicted model, not a curated record. Lineage: Eukaryota; Fungi; Ascomycota; Eurotiomycetes; Eurotiales; Aspergillaceae.
AUGACAAUGCCAGCUCCAACCCCCACCCUGCACUACCGCCUCGCAAUCCCCUCCGACGCCCCCGAAAUCCAACGCCUCAUCCAAUCCGCCUUCCGUACCCCAGACACAAGACCAAAGUGGACCGGAGACACAGCGCUCUCGUCAGCCUUCAGCAUUGAGAUCACCGAGAUCCUAACCACGAUCACUACGCCGGACAGGGCAUUCGUCCUCGCCACCGAUCCCACCGGCGCCCUGAUCGCCUGCGUCGGCAUCUCCAGGGGCACCGCGGGCGCUGACACCGCGCGCUUCUUCAUGUUAGCUGUCGACGAUGCUUACCAGCGCGGUGGGGUCGGACGGAAGGUACUUGCCUACGCGGAGGAGUAUGUUCAGAGGGAAUGGGGUGUUCGUCGGGGAGGGCUGAAUGCGCUUUCGACGCGGGAGGAGCUGAUUCUUUGGUACUUGCGACGCGGGUAUCAGAAGACCGGGGAGGUGACGCCGUUUCCAGUUGAGAGGUUUGCAGGUAUGGAGUUGCCUGAGGAUUUGUGCUUUGUGGAGAUGGAGAAGGCGUUUGUUGCAAUGUAA